AAGGAAGAACGGAGAGGAGAAGAGGGGGAAAAGAAAGAAGAGGGAAGAGAAAAAAGAAGAAAAAUGAAAAGGAGAGUAAGAAAGGAACGAGAAAAAAAU
Messenger RNA from Penaeus vannamei (Pacific white shrimp), 99 nucleotides. The record is from RefSeq and is a predicted model, not a curated record. Lineage: Eukaryota; Metazoa; Arthropoda; Malacostraca; Decapoda; Penaeidae.